This is a messenger RNA of Chinchilla lanigera (long-tailed chinchilla), 2755 nucleotides long. RefSeq names its product ADAM metallopeptidase domain 33 (gene Adam33). Gene Ontology annotation, molecular function: metalloendopeptidase activity. Lineage: Eukaryota; Metazoa; Chordata; Mammalia; Rodentia; Chinchillidae. The record is from RefSeq and is a predicted model, not a curated record. Gene Ontology annotation, biological process: proteolysis.
CCGCGCGCGGUCGGUGGAGUUCCCGGGCCAAGUCCGGACCGGCGGCCUGCGCGGGCGUGGAGCCGCCUCCAUCCAGCCGGGGCGGAGCCGGCGGCCGGCCUGGCCGGGGCUGGAGGCCCAGGCGCUCCCAGCCAUGGUCCGGGGGUCCCUGAGAGCCCGGGGGUCGCCGGGGCUGCGGUGGCUGCUGUCGCUACUGCUGCUGUCUCGGGGGCCGGUGCCUGGUGCUUCGGUGCUUCCAGGGAACACCUCUGGAGAGCCAGUCACCCCAUACUGGGUCCUGGAUGGACGACCCUGGAGCACGGUCACCCUGGAAGAGCUGAUCCUGAUGCCAGACUCAGGGCUGGUGGCCUUGGAGGCCGAGGGCCAGGAGCUCCUGCUUGAGCUGGAGAAGAACCCGCUGCUGGCCCCAGGGUACACAGAAACCCACUAUAGCCAGGAUGGGCAGCCAGUGGUGCUGAUCCCCACCCACAUGGACCACUGCCACCACCAUGGGCGAGUGAGGGGCUUCCCCAACUCCUGGGUCGUGCUCAGCACCUGCUCUGGGAUGAGGGGCCUGAUUGGGCUCAAUAGCAAUGCCAGCUAUUACCUGCACCCCUGGCCACCUGGGGACCCAGAGGACCCCUCAACCCACAGGAUUUUCCGGAUGGAGCGGCUACUCACCUGGAAAGGGACCUGCAGCUACAGGGAGCCUGGGGACAAAGGGAGCGUGGCUAGGCUUCCUCCUGCCCCCCACAGCAGGGAGAGGAGAGAAGCCCCCAGGAGCCUGAGGUACCUGGAGCUGUACAUAGUAGCUGACCACUCCCUGUACGUGAUCCAGCACCGGAACUUGAACCACACCAAACAGCGUCUCCUGGAGAUUGCCAAUUAUGUAGACCAGAUCCUCAGGACCCUGGGCAUUCAGGUAGUGCUGACGGGCCUGGAAGUGUGGACGGAGCAGGACCGCAGCCGUGUCACGGCCGACGCGAAUGCCACGCUCUGGGACUUCCUGAAGUGGCGCCGGGGGCUAUGGGCGCGGCAGCCGCACGACUCCGCGCAGCUGCUCACGGGCAGUGCCUUCCGGGGCGCCACCGUGGGCCUGGCACCCAUCCAAGGCAUGUGCAGCGCAGAGAGCUCGGGAGGCGUGAGCACGGACCACUCGGAGCUCCCCAUCGGCGCUGCGGCCACCAUGGCCCACGAGAUCGGCCACAGCCUGGGCCUCGGCCACGACCCCGACGGCUGCUGCGCGGAGCGGGGCGGCUGCGUCAUGGCUGAGGCCACGGGGAAGCCGUUCCCGCGCGUCUUCAGCGCCUGCAGCCGCCGCCAGCUGCGCGCCUUCUUCCGCAAGGGGGGCGGCGCGUGCCUCUCCAACGUCCCGGAGCCCGGGCUCCCGGCGCCGCCCGCGCGCUGCGGGAACGGCUUCGUGGAAGCGGGAGAAGAGUGCGACUGCGGCUCCGGCCAGACGUGUUCCGAACCCUGUUGCUUCGCCCACAACUGCACGCUGCGUGCGGGGGCCCAGUGUGCCCACGGGGACUGCUGCGCGCGCUGCCUGCUGAAGCCGGCUGGCUCGCUGUGCCGCCGAGCAAUGGGCGACUGCGACCUCCCCGAGUUCUGCACGGGCGCCUCCCCCGACUGUCCCCCGGAUGUCUACCUGCUGGACGGCUGGCCCUGCGCCGACGGCCGAGGCUACUGCCGGGACGGCGCGUGUCCCACGCUGGAGCAGCAGUGCCAGCAGCUCUGGGGGCCUGGCUCCCGCCCGGCCCCCGAGGCCUGUUUCCAGCUGGUGAACCCCGUGGGAGAUGCGGCCGGGAACUGUGGCCGGGAUGGCGCGGGCCGCUUCCUGCCUUGCGCUCAGAGGGACGCUCAGUGUGGGACGCUGCAGUGCCAGGGCGGGGAGCCCAGCCCGACCGUGCCACACACGGUGCCUGUGGAGUCCAAGGUGCAUUUAGACGGCUACCAAGUGGCUUGUCGUGCAGUCCUGGUACUCCCGGAUGCCCAGCUGGACCUGCUGGACUUGGGCUUGGUAGAGCCGGGCACUCGGUGUGGAUCUAGAAGGGUGUGCCAGGACAGACGCUGCCAGAACACUUCCUUCCAGGAGCUGGAGCACUGCCUGACUGCCUGCCACAACCGUGGGGUUUGCAAUAGCAACCAUAACUGCCACUGCUCUCCAGGCUGGGCUCCGCCCUUCUGUGACAAGCUGGGCUUUGGUGGCAGUGUGGACAGCGGCCCGGUGCAGCCUGAAAAUGGCGACACCUUCCUGCCGGCAGUGCUCCUCAGCUUCCUGCUGCCUCUACUCCCUGGGGUGGGCCUGGCCUGGUGCUGCUUCCAGCUCCCAAGGCUCCACUUCCAGCGAUGCCCCUGGGGCUGUAGAAGGGACCCUGAAAGCAGUGGGCGCAAAGAUGGCCCACACAGGGACCACAGCCUGGGUGACGUUCACCUUGUGCAUUUGGGCCCCAGGACCACUGGAGACCCCCGGCCACUAGACUCUCAGAACUCUGCCCAACCCAGCAGCCACCCUGAGAAGCCUGCGCCCUGCUGCCCUUUUUUAUCUCCAAGGAACUUGAAUCCCAAGGACAGACACAGCAAGUCAACAAUCUGUGUCUUCCAAAGCUUGGAGGUUUCUUCCUGUCCGGUUGAGCUCUGCUGCAGCCACUCCAGGACCCCAGAGCCUCGUCGGAAGUUGCUCAAUGUUGUCCCCACUCCUGAGGGCUGGGGCACGCUGGGCAGAGCCUCCAGCCCAAGAAUCCAUCCACGGAGGAUCAAGUCCCAUACACCCUGA